AUGAACCUGGUCCUGGGCACUAUCCUGCUGCUCCUGCUGCUGCCUGAUGUUGCCAAGGGACAGGACAGCUGUUCCGAGCUGCCCCGGGGUGAUGAGCACAGGGAGUGCUGCAGAACGGUGCUGGAGCAGCAGAGCCCGGGCAGCAGCACCCCAGUGUUCCACCUGUUCCAGCGCUGCCCGGAGCUGUGGCGCUCCCGGAACCGCGCCUGUGUCUGCCUGAGGGAGCACUGGCUCAGGCUGCUGCAGUCGGGGUUGCACAGUCAGCUGGCUGGGCUCCAGACUCUGCUCCUCAAUGUCAGCAGGGCUGUCACCCGCGAUGUGCUCAUCGCCUUCUCCCCCUCUGAGGGCCCCAGCAGGCUGAAUGCUACAGAGAAAGGGAAGGCAGGUAAAAUCCACCUCCCCAGGGGGAUAUUCCGGUCCCUGACCAGCCAAACAGUGCGAGUGGUGGUGACAGUCCUCAAUAUCCAGCAACUUGGCAUGUUCCAGGAAAUCAACCAGACAGGGCAGGUCCUGAACAACACCGUGGUGGGCAUCACGGUGGGGGAGAGCAGCAUCUCGGGGCUGCAGCAGCCCGUGCAGAUCACCUUCAGCCACGGGGAGCUGCCCCAGGGUGUCACCCCCCGAUGCGUGUUCUGGGAUGCCAGCAAAGGGCAGGCAGGAGGCUGGCGCAGCAGUGGAUGUGACACACAGCCCGGGGACAAGGGGACAGUCUGCUCCUGUGACCAUCUCACCUUCUUCACCCUGCUCCUGAGCCCAGCUCUGGAAGGCCCCACAGCAAGAGCUCUGAUGGCUGUUGCCACCGCUGGCUGUGGAGUAGCCAUGGCCUUCUCCGUCUUCACCAUGGCCUUCUGCAUCUUCAUCAGGUGCAGGUUCAGGCUGGAGGACACCGUCCGCACCAACCUGGGGCUGCACCUCAACCUCGUGGGCAGCCUGCUCCUCCUCAACCUGGCCUUCCUGCUCAGCACUGGGCUCGCUGCCAGGGCCUCCCCAAGCACCUGCAGGGCCCUGGGGGGGCUCACCCACUACUGCCUGCUCUGCUGCUUCACCUGGAUGGCACUGGAGGGCUGCCAGCUCUACCUCCUCUUUGUCAAGGUCCUGGGGACCUACAUCCACCACUACCUGGCAAAGCUGUGCCUGCUGGGCUGGGGCUUCCCUGCCCUCGUGGUGGGAGUGGCAGGAGCUCUUGGCAGCUAUGGAGAAUACCAUAUCCAGACCACGGACCACCAGGUCAUAGCCCACCUGUGCUGGAUCACUCCCAAACAUCUCCUGGUCCACUACAUCACCAACUGUGGCUACUUUGGCCUCAUCUUCCUCUUCAACAUGGCUGUGUUUGGGGUGGUGACCCACAAGAGCUGCAGCUUGCAGGGCACUGGGGCAGUGCAGGGACACAGCAAGCCCUGGAAGGUGGCUCUGGUGGCAGCAGGGCUCUUCUGCCUGCUGGGAGCCACUUGGGCCCUGGCAUUCCUCACCUAUGGCAUCUCCUCUGGAGCUGUGCUCCACCUCUUCACUGUCCUCAACUCCCUGCAAGGAAUAUUCAUCUUCAUCUGGUUGGUUGUCCUCUACUACCCAAAGACAAAGGAGAGCACUGGUUCCCUCUCCUACAUUAUCAGACAUGACAAAACCACCACAGGCUCCCAGGACUAGCCCCUGGCUGGAGCAGCUCCUGGCUGGACCUCUCUCCCUGCCUGCACCUGCACCCACUGAGAGCCCUCCUGGCAGAUGCAGCUUCCUCCAGAGGGAGAGAUCAGCUAUCAAUGCCUCAGUUUACCUUCAGUGGGCAUGAUCCACCUCAGCAGGGCUCUUUGCUUUUCCCUUCCAUUCCUGCUGGGCUGCCCUGGGCAAGGAGCUCCACAGACGGUGCUUCUGCAAAGCCCCUCCAGGCUGCAGCUCCACGGUCUCGAGGUGGCCCUGAUCUCAUUCCCCAGGGACAAGGAGGAAGCCCCCAAAGCACCUGCUUUCAGUCAGGAUGGAGCCAUCACCCUCUUUGCUAGAGGUGCCUUUGGUGCUGAACCAGCCCAGCAGUGAGUUUCCUGCCACUGGAGGGAGAGGAUUGAUGUGCUGCAGCCCAGAUGUGGGGGGUUUGCCUCUGGGAAUCAGCAAA
Zonotrichia leucophrys gambelii is the source of this 2101-nucleotide messenger RNA. RefSeq names its product adhesion G protein-coupled receptor G3-like. The coding region runs from base 1 to 1644 and encodes 547 amino acids. Gene Ontology annotation, biological process: cell surface receptor signaling pathway; adenylate cyclase-activating G protein-coupled receptor signaling pathway. The transcript has 13 exons. Gene Ontology annotation, cellular component: plasma membrane. Lineage: Eukaryota; Metazoa; Chordata; Aves; Passeriformes; Passerellidae. The record is from RefSeq and is a predicted model, not a curated record. Gene Ontology annotation, molecular function: G protein-coupled receptor activity; heparin binding.